ACAUAAGUAUUUGGUGUUUCAAUUGAAAGUAGUAAAUUUAUUAGCAAUGUUAAGCAAGUUUAUUAUUUUGGCGCUGUUUGGCGUUUUGAUUAAAGCAGAAGAUACUGAGAAUUCCAGAGAUUGUAGAGUUGAUACUGACCGUUUCAACAAUACUAACAUUUUUUGCUAUUACAUGAAACUGGAUAACAAUAAAAUUCCUCUUUCUGGUCAAAUUCAACCAAGCGAAAAUAUUGGUAUAAUUCUGAUUAAUUGUACUGGUAAAAUUAGUGAAGACUCGUUUCCAAACCUCAGACAAAUUGACUCUAUAGCUAUCGCUAAUUCUAAGUUGGAGGAGAUUGUCUUUCCGGAAUUGCCUAAUUUGAAGCAGGUUAAUAUGGAAAAUGUCGUUGUACCAUCUAUAAAUGGGGCAUUUAAAAAUAUAAAAUAUUUAACCAGUAUUCAAUUAGUAGAUAAUUCUUUUAAAAUUGGCGAAGAAAGUUUUAAAGGCAUGUCUAAAUUGGAACACUUGAUUAUACGUGGACAAGAUGUAGUAUUUAAAAAGAAAUUUUUAGAGGAUUUAAAGAAUUUGAAGGAUUUAAAAAUAAUGAAAUCUAAUAUAGAAAAAAUUCCAUCGGAUGUUUUUCCAGAAUCCUCAGAAUUGAGAAUUCUAGUUAUUGCAAUAAAUCCAUUAAAAACUAUCGAGGCAGGCGCGUUUGACCCACUCAAGAAGCUUCAAACGCUGGUUCUCUCUCCUACUCCAUUGGAAAAAUUCAAUCUCGACUGGAUAAAGGAAAUGAAAGACUUAACCCAAAUUUCCAUACCUGCUCGAUGCGUCGACGACUUGGAUCUGGAACAAUUGGUGAAAAACCACCCUUUAUUCAACUCGUUUAUGUUCCUGCAAAACGAUGGUAGUUGCAAAUCGGUCCAAAACCUUCUUGAGAAAAUAGGUAAAAUGAAAUUGCUGAUACCAGUGGGCUUCGGCAGUCUAACAACAGAAAAAUCCUGCUAGAGGAGGCAUUAAAUAUAACUUUUGUUUUUUUUAUCCUAUAAUAAGCCAAUUUAAUUACAAAUUGUUAUAGGUAUUAAACGAAACGUUAAAAUAAAACUUAAUAAGUAUCAUA
Molecule: messenger RNA, 1100 nt
Organism: Phyllotreta striolata
Lineage: Eukaryota; Metazoa; Arthropoda; Insecta; Coleoptera; Chrysomelidae
Source: the annotation of a GenBank genome assembly